Molecule: messenger RNA, 1291 nt
Organism: Drosophila persimilis
Lineage: Eukaryota; Metazoa; Arthropoda; Insecta; Diptera; Drosophilidae
Product: nucleosome assembly protein 1-like 1
Exons: 6
Coding region: 103-975 (290 amino acids)
Biological process (GO): nucleosome assembly
Cellular component (GO): chromatin; nucleus
Molecular function (GO): histone binding; chromatin binding
Source: RefSeq, a predicted model, not a curated record
AUAAAAAGUGAAAAUUUUGUUUGAAACUUUUUCGAGUGAAUAUAGUUAGUGAAAGUGAAAAAGUAAAGUUAGUAAAUUAGUAAAACUAAAUCUUUUGUCGGCAUGGACGCCGUUCGCAAUCCUCGAUCUCAAUCGGCAAGGGCCAGGUGCAUCGCCGCUCAAAAAUCUCAAUUGAUGAAUGAAAAAUACAGUGAGGAAGAAAAAAUGACGAUCGCUGAAAUGAAACAGCUCUACCUGCAGACCAUCCAACUGGAUGUGGAGCUGCAGCGCGAGAUCUACAACAUGGAGAAGAAAUUUGAAAGCAAGCACAAUGAGAUAUUUGAUCAGCGCAAGAAGAUCUUGCAGGAAUUUAAGAAGAAGAACCAUGGUGAUUCCACGCCUAAUGAGAACGUGACCAACUUUUGGUUGCGUGUGCUGAAGGCCUCUUACACGGAGUUUAUCAGCAAGAAAGAUGAGAAGAUUUUGGCGUAUUUAACCGACAUACGCACCAAGCUGCACAGCGCUCCGGUGGUUAAAUUUGAGGUGCAAUUCCAUUUUGAUAAGAACGAAUACUUCAGCAAUGAUGUCCUAGUGAAGACCUAUUACCUCAACUGUCAACCGGACAGUGAUGAUCCGCUAUCAUACGAUGGCGCUGAGAUCUACAAGACUGAGGGCUGCAAAAUUAAUUGGAAGCAGCCCAAGGAUCACAUGAACAAUGAUUCUGAGCAAACAUUCUUCGAGUUCUUCAAUCCACCAACUUUGCCAAAGGAUAUUGAUGAUCCAACCUACUGUGAUAUUAAUGCCAUAUUGCAGAAUGACUUUGAACUUGGCUUUUAUCUGAAGGAGCGUGUAAUUCCCAAGGCUAUUAUAUUCUUCACAGGCGAAAUAGCCGACUGCCAGAGCUCUAGCGAGUCGGACACAGACUCUGAUGACACGGAUGAGUCGGAUGCCGAAGAGGUGGAGGACGAAGGGUCCUCCAAUGGCGCCGAUAAAUAAAUACAGAACCUUUACAUACCUUACACAUUCAUACACACUAUGGUUUCUACUACACUACUACUACUUAUACUACACAGUGCAAUGCGGGUUCCCACACAUGAGUUUUUACAAUAUUUCAUGGCUUUUCUUACAAUUUCAGGAGAGAUACCAAAUAAACAUUACACUUGAUACAUAUGUCUACACAUACCCAAAUACAAAAUAUUUCAAAGCUUUUCCCCCAACAAUUCCAAAGAAGAUACCAAAUAAGCAUUACACAUGAUAUACACAUAUGUUUCACACGUAAAACUACAAAUAAACGUUUCAUUAUACCAAAGGA